AUCUUUGUACGUCACAGUCGUCAGCUUCACGUUUGUCGCUUUGCUUUCACGUUGCCGAAUAUCCAAAGAAACGGCAUGCAUGAUAUGAAAUUUUUAGAAUAGACAUUUUAUUAAACAACUGAGUUAUCCUUUAUAACAUUUAUUACGUGCUUUUGGUGUGUCAUUACUGAAACGUGAACGAUGAUGUAUCAAGCCAGCUAAAACGGCUUCUUAUCCAUAAUUGAAUUCUUCUUCAGUUCAACUUCGAAGAUUUAUACUAAACUUUAAUACAUAACGUUACAUUUAAAACAUGUUGCAGAGUUUCUGUAGGCAUCACAAACAAUUUGCACAGGUCAUUUGGCCAUUUUCAUUUCGUCAAGGACAGCAUGCCCCUAGCACAUCAACAUCACACCUCCAAAAGGCGAACUAUAGCAGCGCAUUAACAGAAAAAAGGAAGUUCUAUGAGAACGUGUCGAUAUCCCAAGGUGAAGGAGGCUUCGAAAUUAUCCUUGACAAGCGAAAGCUGAAGACUCCUGGAGGAAAGCUUUUCACAGUGCCCAAUGAAGCUCUUGCCAUAGCUGUUGCAACGGAGUGGGAUGCUCAGAAGGACACAUUGAAGUUUUACACCAUGCAUUUAACCACACUUUGUAACACAGCUCUUGAUAACCCAACACAGAGAACGAAACACCAGAUAAUCUCAGCAGCGCUUAAGUUUUUGGACACCGAUACUAUCUGUUACAGAGUUGAGGAACCUCCACCCCUUGUGGAACUUCAGAAGAAUGAAUGGGACCCUGUACUGAACUGGAUAGAACAAAGGUACAAUGUAGUCAUAGGCUCAUCUUCCAAUAUAAUGGGCCCUCAAAUUCCACAAGAGACUAAGGAGAUUUUUCAUCAACACCUCAAUUCUUACAAUUUUUGGUCUUUGACAGGGCUUGAGUAUGUGAUCACUCAAUUAAAAUCAUUGGUCCUGACCUUUGGGGUGAUUGACAGACACCUAACCGUGGAGCAAGCCGUUCUCUUGUCCAGACUGGAAGAAGAAUUCCAGAUCCAGCACUGGGGAAAUGUGGAAUUCGCUCAUGAUUAUGACAUGUAUGAGUUGCAGGCGCGAGCAGCUGCUGGUGCAUUGUUCGUACAUCUGUCUUCUGAAUCCAGAGCUGUUAAGAAAAAACUUUUACAGGAUUGAUUAAAAAAUAAACAUGCGCAAAUGAGCAGUGUGUGACUGAAAACAAUCUGCUUUAGUUUUAAGGCUAUAAAAGCAUUUUGAACAACAAUAUAAAUAUUCAAGAACAUGAUAUGUACUUUACAAUACGUAACAUGCAAUUAACAGCAGCCAUGGCCAAAUUUGUAAAUAGCAAAAUCCCAAUAUUUCAAUGUCGGAGAUGUAAAACUGUACGGUUUAUGUGUUUGGGAGUUUUCAACUUAAAGACUGCCAUGUGUAAA
Molecule: messenger RNA, 1419 nt
Organism: Misgurnus anguillicaudatus (oriental weatherfish)
Lineage: Eukaryota; Metazoa; Chordata; Actinopteri; Cypriniformes; Cobitidae
Source: RefSeq, a predicted model, not a curated record